Rhopalosiphum maidis (corn leaf aphid) is the source of this 3709-nucleotide messenger RNA. It is a transcript of the gene Prp4k, whose product is annotated as serine/threonine-protein kinase PRP4 homolog. Gene Ontology annotation, biological process: peptidyl-threonine phosphorylation; mRNA cis splicing, via spliceosome; peptidyl-serine phosphorylation. The transcript has 20 exons. The coding region runs from base 288 to 2921 and encodes 877 amino acids. The record is from RefSeq and is a predicted model, not a curated record. Gene Ontology annotation, molecular function: ATP binding; protein serine/threonine kinase activity. Lineage: Eukaryota; Metazoa; Arthropoda; Insecta; Hemiptera; Aphididae.
UCCAUACUUCCAUAGGCAGUAGGCACGUACUAUGCACUCAUCUUUUUCUAGCGUUAUAGCUCUAUUCUGUAAAAUAACAAAAGUGGGUUUGAUUUAGUUCGUGUUCAAAAUUUUGAUGUGAUAGAAACCAUUAUUAUUGUAAUAUUGUUGUAACUUGUUUAUGUGAAUGUGAUUUGAUUUUGUGUAAGUAUAUAAUUUAUUUGAACGUGAAACGACAAUAUCUUUUAUGAAAUACUAAAAACAAUUUUGAGCAGUUUAUUGUUUUUUAUUUUCUUCCGUCAACAAACAUGGCAGUCGACAGUAUGUCAGAUGAUUCAUCUGCAGACUCUGGUAAAGUAGUCGAUAACAGUCGAUUAGAUAAGAAGAAAAAGAAGAAGAAGCACAAGCAUAGAAGUGAACGAAAACAUAAAAAAACAAAGAAAGAAAAUGGAGAAACCAAAAUAAAGGAUAAAAAAAAAUCGAAUGGUGACCAUAUUCAAAAUGGUAAACAAAAAAGGCCACCAUCUCCACCACCAUCUGACAUUGUUAAAAAGAAAAAAAUUGAAGGAUCCAUAAUAACAGAAAUCAAUUUGGAUGAAGAAGAAAUGAAUUUAGAAGAAUUAAUUAAGCAAAAGGCUUUACUUCAAGCAAGAUUAGGUGCUUAUUUAUCAGAAUCAGAAGAAGGCGAUAAAACCAAUAAAAAAAAAAAGCCAAGUGUUAAAAAAUCAGUUGAAACUAUUAACUUAAUUGAUGAUGAAUCGGAUGAAGAAUAUAAAAAUAAGAUUUGUGAACGUGUAAGAAGUCCAUUAAAACGUCAUCAUGGUUCUAGUCAAGAUAUCAAGAAAACAAGAGAUAGAAGUGUAAGUAAAGACUUAAUUCAUUUAAAAUCAGAUCGCAUAAGAAAAGAAAAAGAACGCGAAAAAGAAAGAGAUCGAGAUAAGGAAUAUGACAGGUGUCGAGAAAAAGAUAAAGACAGACAAAGAAAAAUCAAACAUUUGGAAGAUGAAAAACGACGUGAAAUUAGACGAAAAGAAGAGGAAAUUAAAAAAAGAGAAGACGAUUUAAGGAGGCGUGAACAAAGAAGACGAGAUGAAGAAAUAAAAGAGAUAGAAGAAGAAGCAAAAAGACGAACAGAAGAAGUCAGAAGACGAGAAGAACAGAUUAAGCAACGUGAAGAUCAAUUAAGACGGAGACGAGAUCGUAUUAAAAGUCCUAUACUUAAUAGAGACCGUGCAAGAAGUCCACCUGCUUCUAAUAGGUAUAGAGACCGUGAUCGAGAACGUGACCGUGAUCGGGAUAGAGAAAGAGAGAGAGACAGAGAUAGAGAUAGGGACAGGGACAGAGAAAGGGAUAAGAGAUAUAAUAGAAAAUAUGAUAGGAGAUCACAUAGUAAAGAACGAUAUUCUAGAUCUCAUAGAGGUAAAGAUAGAGGGGAUAAAUAUAAAGACAGUUUUUCUGAAGGUCUUAAGCGAGAUGAUAAGUCAUCUUCUGAUUCUGACAUUGAUGUAAAUAUAAAUAUUGCGGAAGAUGAAAACGAAGAAGAAAUUAUUGAAAAGAGAAGAAAGCAAAGGGAAGAGUUGUUGAAGAGGUUAGGAGCAAAUAAUAGUAAUUUGCAUAGUGAAGAUUCUAUGAAUCCUUCUCCACACGGAAGUUAUGCCACUGAAACAUCUGUUCAACAUUCUCCAGAACCUCCAUCUCCUAAAGAAACUGAUAGGAGAUUAAAUGAUUCUGAUUCAGCAACAGAUAAAGAAACCACAAAGCCUGAUCAUGUGUUAAAUCCUGAUUUAAUAAAAGGCAAAUGGGAUAUGUUUGCUGAAGCUGAUUCAUUUCAUGCUACACAACAUACUCCUCAACCAGAUGGUAUAUCUAACGGAAACAAGAGUGUACCAGAAAAUCCUUCUUUAACUGACAACUGGGAUGACGCAGAAGGAUAUUAUCGUGUGAGAAUUGGUGAAACAAUGGAUUCACGUUAUACUGUCUAUGGAUAUACCGGGCAAGGAGUAUUUUCUAAUGUCGUUCGUGCUAGAGACGCUGCUCGUGAUAAUCAAGAUGUGGCUGUUAAGAUUAUACGGAACAAUGAAAUUAUGCAUAAAACAGGAUUGAAAGAAUUAGAAAUUCUUAAACGGUUAAAUGAUUCGGAUCCUGACGAUAGGUUUCAUUGUUUACGUUUAUACCGUCACUUUUUCCACAAGCAACAUUUAUGCAUGGUUUUUGAACCACUCAGUAUGAAUCUUAGAGAGGUGUUGAAAAAGUAUGGCAAAGACAUUGGAUUACACAUUAAAGCUGUUCGUUCGUAUAGCCAGCAGUUGUUUUUGGCAUUGAAAUUGAUGAAAAAGGCAAAUAUAUUACAUGCUGACAUCAAGCCUGAUAAUAUUCUGGUCAAUGAAAGUAAGUUAGUAUUGAAAUUAUGUGAUUUUGGAUCAGCAUCACACAUAACUGAUAAUGAAAUCACACCAUAUCUUGUCAGUCGAUUUUACCGGUCUCCUGAAAUAAUUUUAGGUAUUCAAUGUGAAUUUGGCAUUGAUAUGUGGUCUGCUGGUUGUACUAUUUAUGAACUUUAUACUGGUAAAAUAUUAUUUCCUGGAAAAACCAAUAACCAAAUGUUGAAAUUUUUUAUGGAUUUAAAAGGAAAAAUGGCCAACAAAACUAUUCGGAAAGGAAUGUUCAAAGACCAACAUUUUGAUAGCAAUUGUAAUUUUCUGUAUCACGAAGUUGACAAAGUUACAGAACGAGAGAAAGUUAUAACGAUGUCUUCAAUAAAUCCUAGUCGAGAUUUAUAUACUGAAUUAUUGGGAAACCAAAAAUUACCGGAGGAACAAAUUCGUAAAGUUGGACAGUUGAAGGACUUGCUUGAUAAAAUACUGACAUUGGAUUCUUCAAAACGCAUUGGCAUAUCACAGGCUUUGAAUGAAAGCUUACUCAAAAAAUCAUACAACGCAUAGGAAUUGACAAAAUCAUUUCUCCUCCAAUUUUUAUUUGGGUUAUCAAACAGAGAUAGAGAGGGGCAAAUCAAAAUGGCUAUGUAACCAUAAUUGGUAUCCAUACAGGUUAAGCUCAAAUGUCAAAAAACAGUUUAUAAAUAGGUAUAAAUUGAGUUAAUAGAUCUUCUAUAAUUAAUAUGCAAAAGGCUCAUGUAAUUCCUCCUCUUGGUAAUUUUCUUGGAUACAGGAUCUUUAUUACUGUCGUAUAGUAAUAUUUUACAGAUGUAUUAUUAGUAGAAAUUAAUUACACAAAUGGUCAUUUAUUAUAUUAUUAAAAAUAAUUAAAUUUUUUUAAUCUUAGAACUGAUUGGAAAAUAUUAUGUAGGAUCUCAAAACCAAUGACGGAGCUUAAACUGUCAAAAAAGAAAAAAAAAACUAUAAAACCAAUUUUUUUUUAAUAGUUGGUAUAAAGACCAGUAUGUCUGGAUUAAUGUGACAAACUUAAAGCAGGGCUUGGAAGUUUUAGUACUACAAAUUGGUAAACAUGCAAAAUAAAAUUGUCAAUGGAAUUUUUUUUUUAUAUAGAAUAUGGUAAUAAGUAUUUAGGAACUAUAUUAUAUUUGGUCAGCUCUGGAAUGUAAAUAUGACAAAUUCAAUAAUUUCAUUACAAUAUGUCUGAUAACAAUCUCAUAAAAAUAACCAAAUUAUUGGAGAUAAAUAGAAUAAAUUAUCUGAUGUCAAUAGCGAUAACAAUUGAUAUAUCUCUACUUAUAAAAUAUACUACUUGAAAAUCAAAAUACACAUAUUUU